Molecule: messenger RNA, 1550 nt
Organism: Phalaenopsis equestris
Lineage: Eukaryota; Viridiplantae; Streptophyta; Magnoliopsida; Asparagales; Orchidaceae
Exons: 11
Coding region: 1-1449 (482 amino acids)
Biological process (GO): positive regulation of cytoplasmic translation
Cellular component (GO): cytoplasm
Molecular function (GO): translation regulator activity; mRNA binding; single-stranded RNA binding
Source: RefSeq, a predicted model, not a curated record
AUGUUAUUGUGGUGUUAUUCGAGUUAUUUUGCAGAGUUAUUGAAGCGAAACGAUGAUACCGGUGGUAUUGAGGAAAAAAUUGCGUACGUAAGAAGUACGCAGAGCUGCCGCGAGAUCGAAAAACUUUCAGCCUGCAACACAGAAGUACGCCUUGGUGUCGACAACUCCAGAGAGCUUAGAUUCAUUGCUGGAGAUGAAAUGAUCUCCGCAUGCACUCUGCGUUGGCACUGCUUACUUCUAGAGAGAUGGAAAGGCAGGCAGCUGCGAGCCUCCGUUAUCUCCAUUUCUCGGAGGAUAGGCGCUGUUUCAUGGCGAAUUGGUUGUUCCGUGAACGGCAAUUCAACUCACCAUGAUUUCGAUCCUUCCAAGGAGCUGCUAGGGCUUGAAGCAGGUUCAAGAUCGAGGACUGUUACACUAUCUGAUGGAAAGGAGAGAUCAUGGUUUGGUCCAAAUGGUCAGUACAUCAGAGAGUUACCCUGCCCAAGUUGUCGGGGAAGGGGUUAUACACUGUGCCCCGAAUGUGGAAUUGAUAGAUCAAGACCUGAUUGUUUUCAGUGUAACGGAAAGGGGAUUAAGACAUGCUGGCAAUGCUUGGGAGAGUGUGUGAUAUGGGAAGAGUCUUAUGACGAGCGGCCAUGGGAGAAAGCUCGAUCUAGCUCACUCUUCAAAGUGAAAGAAGAUGAUGAUGUUGACAAUCUAGAGGUAAAGGUGGAUGUUACAAGAAAAUCUAAGAGAAUAUAUCGAACACCGACUCCUGAAGUUAGUAUGAAGAUCAGCAGAUCAUUGAGAAGUCUGAAUGCUAAAACUGGGCUAUUCAGCAAGAGGAUGAAGAUAAUACACCAAGACCCAGUGCUGCAUGCUCAGAGAGUAGCUGCAAUUAAGAAAACAAAAGGGACUCCUGAUGCAAGGAAGCGGGCUUCCGAAAUCUCCAAAGCUUACUUCAGUGAUCCUGGAAACCGUCUUAAGAGAAGCUUGGCAAUGAAAGGUGUCAAGUUCUACUGCAGCCACUGUGGGGAGGAAGGCCAUAGAAGACACUACUGCCAAGCACUAAGAGAAACUUCAACCAAGAUGAGUUUCCGGUGCUCAUCCUGCGGGGAGAGGGGACAUAACCGCCGCACAUGCGAAAGAUCAACGACAACGGAAAUGACAAGAAGUCGCCGGCGCUGGCCGCGACGCUGCAAAUUGUGUGGACGAAGUGGUCAUCAUCGAUCGACAUGUUCUCAACUCUUAAGGAUGAACGAAGGGUUUUGCCUUCCGUUCCCCGAUCGUUCCGAAGGCCUCGCCAUUCAAUCGGAACGCCUCUGUUCUUGCGAUCCCCAUUAUUAUGAAUUUGAAUCGCUGAACUUCAACAUUCAUGGAGCCUAUUUCUACACUAAUGUGCGUUGCUACCGAUUGGACCUUCUCUCCGCUGUCGACAACUUUAAUCUCUGUGCUGAGUCGACUUUUUGAGUUUUUGUAUGCCGAGUUGACUUGCUGAACUGCCAUGUGCUGAGUUGGCCUACCGAAUUGAUCUGUCGAGCUGGCUGUCCGUGUUGGCCGGACGAGUUGAU